ACUAUAUAAAAGCAAAGCAGGAGGAAAGCGGACGGGACAAACAGAAUCAACCAAACCAAACCAAACAAGAAGAACGUACCCUCGGACUCUGUUUGGUUCAACAACCGCCCCCGCUACUGCACAGAAAAAGAAACAAAGCCAACGCAAUCAUCUUCUUCUUCGAAAUCAUCUAAAGCAAGAAACGAAAGAGCCCACAUUCCCCAUCAUUGAUAUUAUCUUCUAUCUCCACACCACAUCACACCACACCAUUCUUCUGCUUCCUCCUCCUUCUUCUUGAUCAACCAAUUGAUCAGCAGCAUUAGCAAUGGAGGAUUUGUUGGGUCUGCUGAGGAUCCACAUCAAGAGGGGGUACAACCUUGCCGUCCGAGAUGUCCGGAGCAGCGACCCCAAUGUUAUUGUCCGAAUGGGCAAACAGAAGCUGAAGACUCGGGUGGUGAAGAAGAACCUGAACCCGGAGUGGAACGAGAACCUGACGCUCUGUGUCACUGAUCCCAGCCUGCCCGUCAAGCUGACGGUGUACGACAGAGACAGGUUCAGCCUCGACGACAAAAUGGGGGACGCAGAGUUCGAUAUUCGCCCAUUCCUCGACAUCGUGAGGAUGGACUUGGAGGGCCUCCCCAGCGGUACCGUUAUCAGAAAGAUAAUCCCCAGCAGGCAGAACUGCUUAGCCGAGGAGAGCUGCAUCACAUGGAUAAAUGGCAGGGUUGUCCAGGACAUGAUCCUUCGGCUCCGGAACGUUGAGUGCGGCGAAAUCGAGGUCCAGCUUCAGUGGAUGGACCCUUCUCAACUAUCGUCCUAAUAUAAGCGCUCCAGUCCCAGAUAAUCUAUUAGUAAUGAGAUGCAUCCAUGGAAAUACAUGCAGAGGGAAUUGUCAGUUAAUACUUUAAUCGUCCAGAUCCAGGUUCGUGCGAACAUCGAACACCUAAUCCUAGCAUAAUUUAUUAAUCUAGGAUUGAGCUCAAAUUCUCACUCAAGAACUCGAUUUGGGAGUGCUGUUAUGAGCUAUUGUUGUCGAAGAGUGAUUACGGAACUUUGUAAUCCAACAAUGAAAAUGCAGAAUAAGUAAAAGUGCUCGGUUUUGGCUUAAGCAAA
Molecule: messenger RNA, 1092 nt
Organism: Punica granatum (pomegranate)
Lineage: Eukaryota; Viridiplantae; Streptophyta; Magnoliopsida; Myrtales; Lythraceae
Source: RefSeq, a predicted model, not a curated record